This is a messenger RNA of Scomber scombrus (Atlantic mackerel), 3351 nucleotides long. It is a transcript of the gene slc25a10b, whose product is annotated as solute carrier family 25 member 10b. The record is from RefSeq and is a predicted model, not a curated record. The transcript has 11 exons. Lineage: Eukaryota; Metazoa; Chordata; Actinopteri; Scombriformes; Scombridae. Bases 312 to 1172 code for a protein of 286 amino acids. Gene Ontology annotation, biological process: succinate transmembrane transport; phosphate ion transmembrane transport; oxaloacetate transport. Gene Ontology annotation, cellular component: mitochondrial membrane. Gene Ontology annotation, molecular function: oxaloacetate transmembrane transporter activity; thiosulfate transmembrane transporter activity; succinate transmembrane transporter activity.
UUCCUAUUGCGCCGUGCAUCGUGGCAGCUACACAGCAGGCUGUGCACACGCACACAGUCUUUACAUGCAUACACGCACAUUAUGUGGCGUGAGUGUGCACGGAGCCCAAAGUCCCCCUUGCCGCGGUGCAGUCUCUUAUCGGAAUGUUUGAAGAUUAACGAGGUUGUCCGUGUCCUGUAGACCACAAGCGACUGACAGCUGUACCCUGAAGGCUAGGAAGGAGACAGAGCGGGCAGCCAGCGCGUCGAGGCGGACUGAGAUAAAGGAAGUCAACGCUGCAGUUGCACCGGACAACGCUAAAGCACGGAGCCAUGACCGAGAAACGGAUGUCACGGUGGUACUUUGGUGGGCUGGCAUCAUGCGGGGCCGCUUGCUGCACGCAUCCUCUGGAUCUCCUCAAGGUACACCUGCAGACACAGCAAGAGGUGAAGAUGAGGAUGUUGGGGAUGGCUGUUCAUGUGGUGAAGAACAACGGAGUGAUGGCUCUUUACAACGGCCUCUCUGCUUCCCUUUGUCGACAGAUGUCCUAUUCCCUCACUAGGUUUGCCAUCUAUGAGACAGUGAGGGACAUGAUAGGCAGCACAAGCAAGGGCCCCAUGCCCUUCUACCAGAAGGUCCUGCUGGGAGCCUUUGGAGGUUUCACUGGUGGGUUUAUUGGCACGCCGGCAGACAUGGUGAAUGUCAGGAUGCAGAAUGACAUGAAACUACCAGCAGAACAGAGGAGAAACUAUAAACAUGCCGUCGAUGGACUCUUCAGAGUCUUCAGAGAAGAGGGUGUGAGGAAACUGUUCUCAGGAGCCACCAUGGCCUCCAGCAGAGGAGCGCUGGUCACUGUCGGACAGUUGGCGUGUUACGACCAAGCCAAGCAGCUCGUGUUGGGAACAGGGAUGAUGGGAGACAACAUUCUCACACACUUUCUCUCCAGCUUCAUUGCUGGAGGCUGUGCUACAUUCUUGUGUCAACCAUUGGAUGUGAUGAAGACGAGGCUGAUGAACUCGAAGGGAGAGUACACAGGGGUGACACACUGCUUGCAAGAAACUGCCAAGCUGGGUCCUCUGGCAUUUUACAAGGGAUUGGUCCCAGCAGGGAUCCGCUUGAUUCCUCACACAGUGCUCACCUUUAUCUUCCUCGAACAGCUCAAACAAAACUUUGGCAUUCGCAUCAUCUCCUGAGUAAGCUCUCUGUGAACGGCCAGUCUUCAACCCCCACGGACACUAUCAGCGCUGCUCACGACGCCCUGUCAUCGCUCCGCUCUUACCAUUUACAAGAAAAGAAGGGAAGAAAGGAAGUCAUGUGCAGUUUUAUGGGCUUGUGCAUGUUUUCCUUUUCCUUUUUGUUCUACCUCUGUCUCACAGCUAGAAGCAAAAUGAUUUUGAAAAUGAACAGCACCACCUUCUGGGAGUGACUAAUACUAGAACAGUAGAUGAUUUACUAAGUGUGGAAUAUCAACAUGAUGCCAAGAAAGAAGCUUAAUGUAAAGGUGAUGGUAAUGGGGUUAUUAGAAUGACCUGCCAACUUCAGAGACAAGAUUAAAAUGAGCUCUAGGUGUCCAUUAUAAUUUCAGGUACAGUUAGUGUCAGGAUGAGACAUAUACUCAGAUUCAGUGUUAAUUUUGAGUUUAAGAUACCCUAACACUGUCAUGAUGAUGGCAGACUAAAUAUUGUCUUUGACUAAUUCCAAAUCAGAUUUUGUGAUUUAUGUUUUAAUCUCUGCAGUAAAACUCAAUCUACCAGUGGUGUAUAGCAGACAUGUAUUUCUUAUAGUCCUCAAAAACACUUAACUAGGCCAAAACUGUGUCGAUGAUUUAUUGCAAAGUACAAAGUGUACUUGAAAAGCUGUAAACUAACAGAAUGUAGCCUUGAUAUCAGUGCCAUUAUGACCAGACUGUCCCAAAAGCCAUUACUAAGACAUGACUUACUGAACUGUUGUGAAAUUACUUAGUAAUCAUUCCCACUAGUGGUGACCAAGUGUGAUGCACCCUACAUUUUACAGUGUUGAUUUUUUUUUUUUUUUUUUUUUUUGUAUUCUUAUUACCUAAUUAUUAUUUUAGACCUGGAAAUCAGCUACUAAUUGGUUCAGGUGUCAUUAACGUUUAGCCCUUUGCUUCAUUCCAAUCCACUGUCAUCAUUUCACUCUCAAAUCUUUUGGAAAGAGAGGAGGACCAAGCUUGUUUGUCUCGUGUUUUUAAGCAAGGUGAGAGUUAGUGGGGGAAAACUGUGAAGCAGAUGAUGACUUUUUUUCUUCUUUUUUUUAUUAACAUAAUUUCUGUACGACCACUUGAUCUCUAAAAUCUUUCUGUUGGAAUAGAGAUGCCUGUUGAUGAAGCCUGUAGAGAACUGCUGUACGGUACAAGUAUACAUGUAACAUUUCCACCUGUAAUGUUACUGUUUUGUUUUAGCUGAAUGCAUGUCAAACUUUAUGACUCAGGAUGCUACUCUGUUUUAUAAGGCACUUUAUGAAAACCCUGGAUUCGUACUGACUAACCUGCUGCGUAGAAAGACAUGUUGUUUACUUUAACAUGUUGUGAAAGUAUAUAUGAAAAUGUUUUGAAAUUAAAAUGUUAAUGGUUACUUUAGAGAGCUGUCUGGGAUGUUUCACAGCCCUCGUCAGAUAUUGUCCCAUGAUAAGUUUGAUAACAUUUUAUUUUACAGGUCCUUUUUAAUUUUAUGCAAAUGUACUGGAAAUGUUCUUUGUAAUUUAAGAUAUUUUACAGAAAGGUGGAGGAAGGUGGUGGUGGAAUUUGGUAAAAACAACAACAUAUGAACUCAAAUAUAGUGAGAGGGCAAUUACAAACUAAACCUACUUUACACUGUUUUUUCCCCUUAUAAUUAGUACCAAAUUGCACCCUCUUGUUAAAAUGUCCAAUACAUUAACUGUUUAAUACCUGCAAAUUACUAAAUUAGUAAAUUAGUAUAAAAUGAAGGGCCUGUAACAUAAAGUGUUUCACCUUGGUUCAGUGAUUUAAUGGUGAAAUUUAGCAUUCUCUGUGCUGUGCCUGCUAUGUUGCCUUAUAGUAUAUGCCCUGCAGGGGGCAUUAUAGUAAUGUGUGAAUGAUAUCAAUACUAACAGCCUGAAAAAUCCUCCUAUUAGCAUUUUAAUAACCCUGCACCUUCAUCCCAGGAUUAUUUAAAAAGAGAGCCACAAGCUCAGUACAACCUCAGAGAAUGACUUUGCGGUGCAUGUUCUUAUGUUCAAGAGCUCCUCAGCUUUGGGAGUUACUGUCAGAGCAGCCAUAACAAGUUAUGGUAAGCCCUACUUUGUGAACACAGAAAUGAAACUGGAGGGACCUGCAGUGUGAAUUUUGUAAAUCAUUAAUGAAUGAUUUUGGAAUUAAAAUGCUAAUGGAAAAUA